AUGUCCCUCCAGGAAAGGGAGACAGUCCUGAUCACAGGCAGCCCGUGGAGCCUCACCAGACUCCACCUGGCUGAAGGGGCCGGGCAGCAGGAGCCCUCCCUGCUGUCUCUCCCUCACCCCUUCUCCUGCCUGCUGCAGGCUACUGGGCCCACAGCCUCCACACCCUCGGGGGAUGGCCACCAGACUACCACUGACCACCGCCAGCACAGGGCCUCCAUCCGGAGCUCUGGAGGGGGCUCGGUGUAUGGCUCCUGUGGCCACCCCCACCUGGGAUCCACAGCCAGGCAGCUGGCCCUCAAAUGCUCCUGCCCCUGGGUCCUCACCAGCACCCCACUCACUGGCUGUAGCCUGUGUGGUGGGCAGGACGCCCUGGGCCAGGAGGGAGGCACUUGUCCAGAAGUGAAGAUCGUGGGUCUGGGGGCCCCGGACAAGAUGACCGUCGUCCAGGUUUGCCCUGGCUCUCCUGGCCUGCCGGGGCCCAAAGGGGAACCAGGCGCCCCUGGUGGGAGAGGAGAGCGAGGAGCUCUUGGGACCCCCGGAGACAGAGGGAAGAAGGAGCUGUGGGCCGCGCUGUGCCAGCAAGGCGGGCCGAGCCUCCCCGAGUUGGGACUGCACCCCCAGCCCCUUCCCUGCCCUGCAUGGGCCCGGAGCUGCAAGGACGUGCUGGCCCAGGGGGGCUCCCUGACCGGCUGGUACACCAUCUACCUCCCCAACUGCCAGCCGCUGACCGUGCUCUGCGACCUGGACGUGGAUGGCGGGGGCUGGACUGUGUUCCAGCGACGCAUAGACGGCUCCGUGGAUUUCUUCCGGGACUGGGAGUCCUACAAAAGAGGCUUUGGCCACCUGGGCACGGAGUUCUGGCUGGGCAAUGAUCACCUGCACUGGCUCACAGCUGGAGGGAACCAGGAGCUCCAGGUCAACCUGAAGGAUUUCGAAGGUGGAACUUCUUAUGCCAAAUACAGCUCCUUCCAGCUGUCUGGAGAAGAGGAGAAGUACAAGCUGGUCCUGGGGCCGUUUCGGGGGACUGCAGGGGACUCCUUGGGGAGCCAUAGGAACAAGCCGUUCACAACCUACGACCAGGACAAUGACAGUAACAGCCAGUUCAGUUGUGCAUCCCUGUUCAAGGGGGCCUGGUAGUACUAUGACUGCCACCUCUCCAACCUCAAUGGCCAGUACCUGCCCGGCACCCACAAGAGUUGUGCGGACAGCAUUAACUGGCAGUCUGGCCAGGGCCACAAUUACUCCUACAAGGUCUCGGAGAUGAAGAUCCGGCCAGCCUAG
Diceros bicornis minor is the source of this 1281-nucleotide messenger RNA. Its product is annotated as ficolin-1-like. The record is from RefSeq and is a predicted model, not a curated record. Lineage: Eukaryota; Metazoa; Chordata; Mammalia; Perissodactyla; Rhinocerotidae.